AUGGUUUUCAUGGAUUUGGAAUGGUUGUUUCCAAUUUUAAGUGUCCCUUUUGCUUCAGCAGUAUUCACACUGGUGGCAUUAAUGGGAGGGUUAUUGGGUUAUUUGUAUACGCCGUAUUGGCGAGUAAGGAAGGUUCCAGGUCCACCAUCUCUGCCCCUGCUAGGACACCUUCCUUUGCUGGCUAAGUAUGGUCCUGAUGUGUUCUCAAUGCUCGCUAAGAAAUAUGGCCCAAUCUACAGAUUUCACAUGGGAAGACAACCCCUAGUAAUUGUAGCAGAUGCUGAGCUUUGUAAAGAGGUUGGAAUAAAAAAAUUUAAACACUUUCGAAACAGAAGCAUUCCAUCACCUGUUUCUGCUUCCUCUAUUCAUCAAAAGGGUAUUUUCAACAGCAGGGAUUCACAAUGGUCUACCAUGCGGAACGCCAUAUUGUCAGUGUACCAACCAUCACACUUAUCCAGAUUAGUCCCACAAAUGCAGUCAAUUAUAGAAUCUGCAACCCAAAAUGUUGACUCUCAUAAUAAGGAAGACAACAAUUUUUCUGAUAUAUUCCUCAGACUUGCAACUGAUGUGAUAGGAGAGGCAGCUUUUGGUGUUAACUUUGGCCUCUCUAGGCCUCAUUCAUUCUGUGAUUCAAUGAAAAGUGUUAAUAACAAAGAUUUGGGGGAUGUAGGUGGUGUUAGUGAUGAAUUAUCAGAUUUCAUCAAUCAACACAUCUACUCUACAACACAACUUAAGAUGGAUUUAUCUGGUUCCUUUUCCAUGAUACUUGGUCUAAUUCUCCCAAUACUUCAGAAACCAUUCAGGCAGAUUUUGAAGAGAAUACCAGGCACCAUGGACUGGAAAAUGGAACACACUGAUAAGAAAUUGAGUGGCCUUCUUGAUGGCAUUGUGGGAAAGAGAAUGAAAGAUAGGAACCUAAGUACUUCAAAGGAUUUCUUGUCACUCAUACUAAAUGCUAAAAAUGUCUUCACACCUGAUUACAUUAGUGCUGUGACUUAUGAACACUUACUUGCUGGGUCAGCAACCACAGCCUUUACAUUGUCUUCCAUUCUGUAUCUGGUAGCCUCCCAUCCCCAAGUUGAGACAAAAUUGCUUCAAGAAAUUGAUGGGUUAGGUCCACGAAAUCAGACACCCACUUCUCAUGACCUUAAUCACAAAUUUCCUUAUCUUGAUCAGGUGAUCAAGGAGGCAAUGAGGCUUUACACUGUUUCCCCCUUAGUUGCAAGAGAAACAUCAGAUGAAGUAGAGAUUGGAGGUUAUCUUCUUCCAAAGGGAACAUGGGUAUGGUUAGCACUUGGAGUCCUAGCAAAAGAUCAAAGAAACUUUGCAGAGCCAGAAAAAUUCAAACCAGAGAGGUUUGACCCCGAAUGUGAAGAAAUGAAACGAAGGCAUCCUUAUGCAUUUAUACCAUUUGGAAUUGGACCUCGGUCUUGCGUUGGUGAUAAAUUUGCCCUACAAGAGAUGAAGCUCUCUCUUAUUCAUCUAUACCAGAAAUAUGUGUUUCGGCAUUCACCUAAUAUGGAAAAACCAGUGGAAAUCGAAUAUGGGAUAGUCCUCAACUUCAAGAACGAUAUCAAGCUCAGAGCAAUAAAAAGGACAUAG
Messenger RNA from Gastrolobium bilobum, 1602 nucleotides. Its product is annotated as cytochrome P450 711A1-like. The record is from RefSeq and is a predicted model, not a curated record. Bases 1 to 1602 code for a protein of 533 amino acids. NCBI's taxonomy places the organism in Eukaryota, Viridiplantae, Streptophyta, Magnoliopsida, Fabales, Fabaceae. Gene Ontology annotation, molecular function: oxidoreductase activity, acting on paired donors, with incorporation or reduction of molecular oxygen; iron ion binding; heme binding. The transcript has 5 exons.